AUGGAACUGGACACAGCAAUCCCCCAACAUUUGCGUUGCCCACGCUCGCAGCCGACCAACACGCCUCCUGGUUGGGUGCCUCCAGUACCGGCAUACACAGCCCGCUUUUCAGACAAUACAACAGAGAUAGUCAUUGCUGUGUAUGGUGUGCAAGCACAGACAUUGCCAACGUCUCCGCUAGCUCCGGUGAUAGCAUUUGUUGAGCGCAAAGAUCCGCAUGCUCCGCACUUCUGGGACAUGGCAUCGGCUAUAGAUAGCCAAAACUAUGAAAUGCAGACACUUAUAUCCUACUGGAACAGCAACGAGGAAUAUAACAAGUGGUUGAUCUCAAGUGGGUUCGAAAAGUGGUGGACGAGUCUCAAGCCGGGGUCGGAAAAGGUUGGAUGGUUCAAAGAAGUCUUCUUUCCGCCUAUAGAUCGCUUCGAGACGGUCUUCUCAGACAAAGAAGUACCUGAGGGAUGUGCUCAUAUGCGCCAGGGUAUGAGUGGGCAGAUACUGGAGCACGUAUACUGGGGUUCGGCGCGUGAUAGGCUGCCGGCUGCUCAGACUGAAGCGCUGGAUGGCGAAGGCUCACGAGCGCCCUCCAAUGACGACGAAAGAGACUCCAUCAACCAGCGCAUCAAGAUCAAGGGCCAAAAGAACCUUUGCGUUAUCCGAUCAGGACAGGACUGGUCAGCUACGAGACCGGAGGAACGCAAUCUAUAUCUGAAAACCAUGCAUCCUGUUCUUGAGAAGGGCAUGUACUUCCUAAGAGACGAAGGUGAAGAAGUUGGCUGUAUCGAAAAUCGCAUGAUGUCUGUGAUCGACCCGAAAACCUUAAGCGCAGCUACAGACAAAACCUUUGGCCUGGGAUUUUUUGACAGUCUUGGAUCGCUGGAGAAGUGGAGCAAGAUGCAUAAGACGCAUCUCGCUAUCUUUAAUCGAUUUCUCCAGUAUACGAAAGAGCUUAACAACGACUAUACCCUCCGGCUGCACCAUGAGAUCAUGGUUCUCGAGCCCGAGCAGCAAGACUUUGAGUAUAUCGGAUGCCAUUCUAAGACAGGUCUGCUUUCGAUUGGUUCUGGUUGUUGGAAAACUGUGGCGUGA
This is a messenger RNA of Didymosphaeria variabile, 1086 nucleotides long. RefSeq lists its product as uncharacterized. The transcript has a single exon. The record is from RefSeq and is a predicted model, not a curated record. NCBI's taxonomy places the organism in Eukaryota, Fungi, Ascomycota, Dothideomycetes, Pleosporales, Didymosphaeriaceae. The coding region runs from base 1 to 1086 and encodes 361 amino acids.